This is a messenger RNA of Ilyonectria robusta, 2442 nucleotides long. Its product is annotated as PrpF protein-domain-containing protein. Lineage: Eukaryota; Fungi; Ascomycota; Sordariomycetes; Hypocreales; Nectriaceae. The record is from RefSeq and is a predicted model, not a curated record. Bases 1 to 2442 code for a protein of 813 amino acids. The transcript is spliced from 6 exons.
AUGAGCUCGCAGGAGGAAAGCCAGCAGUCGCAGGACAGCAACAUGACGGUGAUGCAGGACAACCGGCGCGAGGUGCUGUACUUCGCCUAUGGGUCCAACUUGUCGACCGAGCAGAUGCGCCAGCGCUGCCCCUACUCGACGCCUGUUGGGUUGGCGCAUCUGGAGGGGUGGAAGUGGUUCAUCAACGGACGCGGAUAUGCCAACGUUGCGCAAGUCACACUGGACGACGAAAACUACGACGACAGACAAGUAUCGAGCUCUAGCAGCAACAAGGGCAAGGGCAAAACCAGAGACGAAGAGGGCGUCUAUGGACUGCUGUAUCUGCUGCCGCCGCAGGACGAGGAGCAGCUCGACGGCUACGAAGGCGUCCCAUGGGCGUACCAGAAGUUCCAGGUGGACGUCAAGUGGGUGCGCGGCGACGGCGACGGCGAUGGCGGCACCGACGAAGCACCGCUACGCGCCCUCAUAUACGUGGACGGCGAGCGGACCGACGAGGAUGUGCCGCGGGACGAGUACGUGGACCGGAUGGAGCGUGGGAUCCAGGACGCGGUUGACAACUGGGGCUUGGACGAAGGGUAUGCGGAUCGGGUUAUGAGGCGUUUCUGGGAAAUGCCACGGUCCCUCAAAGGUCAGGCCUCGCGUCAUCUUCUCCAGCGCCUCGCGAACCCAUCUUCGGCCCCCCCAUCACCACACAUCAGACGCCCCAGCACCAUGACAACUCGGCGAUGGUUCGCAUCCCAGAACCGCAGCUUUCCCGCACUCUUCGCGCGUGGCGGAACCUCCAACGGCCUCGUUAUUGAUCGUCGCGACCUCCCGCCACAAGAACAAUGGCACACCGUCCUGCCGGCCGCCAUGGGCUCUCCGGAUCCGUAUGGCCGACAGCUCGACGGCAUGGGUUCCGGCAUCUCAUCCACGUCCAAGAUUGUCAUUCUCGGCCCGCCUUCGCGCCCGGAUAUCGAUGUCGACUUCACCUUUGUGCAAGUCGCCAUUCGUGAAACCGAGCUGGACAUGGCUGGGAAUUGCGGCAACAUGUCCGCUCUUGUUGGUCCCGCAGCAUUUGAUAGUGGCAUCGUCGCGAACCCAUCUGUCGAGCGUGAUUCGGACGGCCAGCAGUGGGCAACUGUGCGGUUCCUCAAUACUAAUACGAACAAGGUCAUGGUGUCGCGCUUCAGCGUCGCCGGAGAGCCACUACGCUAUUCUCACGAGGGAGACUAUGUCAUGGACGGCGUGCCUGGGACUGGGUCAAAGAUAACCAUGAGUUUCAUGGAUCCUGCAGGUGCAAAGACGGGCAAGGCUCUUCCUACUGGGAACUCAGUGGAUGUCCUCCAACUAUCAGACGGCAGCACUGUCCAGGCAUCUCUCAUCGACGUCGGCAACCCCGGCGUCUUCAUCAGCACCGAGAGCCUCGGGUUAACGGAUCACAUGGCGCUAACUCCGCCUAUAGUCGAGGCUGAUGCGGUUCUUAAAGCCCGGCUCGAAGACAUCCGGCGUGCCGGCGCCUCCAAGAUGGGCCUCGACCCUCAGACCCAGAGCGUCCCCAAGAUAGUUCUCCUCUUCCCUUCCAGCGGCGCGCCCGAAAUCGACAUCCGAUGUCUCGCUCUAUCCAUGGGUCAGGCUCACAAGGCGGUUCCGUUGACGCUCGCGCUCUGUCUCGGAGCUGCGUCCCAGCUGCCCGGGACCAUUGCGGCUGGUCUGAUUGCGGGCAAGUCCAAGGACACGGUUACGAUUGGACACCCGAGUGGCACGGUGGAUAUUGGCACCACGAUCCGUGAUGGGAAAAUUGAAUCAGCCCAGUUGCUCCGUACUGCUAGGGUGUUGAUGAAGGGGGAUGUACUCGAUUUCCACGCUCUCAAAACCAUGGCCAAAUCGGUCCCGGGUCCGGACGCGACUUCGGCAUCGGAGCCGGGUCUCGCACAUCCGUAUUACCCGCUGAAUGUGCAAAUCCCGGGAUACGCGCCGAAUGAGACGACCGUCGUUCAACUUCUGCCCGUGUUUGGCGGCAUAAUUGCGGCCGUCGUCGGGUUGGUCUUGUUGCAGGCCGCCAAGAGCAGGUUUCCUUUGCGGCGUAUUGAUCACUUCGCUGCUGCUUGGUUUGCCUUGUGUAACGUCGAGACCAUCACCGCCAUUGCAUGGGGUCCGCUCUCGUGGCUGACAGUCCGCGGCAUUCUGGCCAAUUCGCCUAGCAGACACGUCACGCAGCUCAUUGUGUGCGUGGCGCACCUGUACGGCGUAGCCCUAUACUACCUGACCAACUGGGUGGAAGGACACAUGUACGGUGUGGCCUACAGUCGGCCAGAGUUCCUCUACUAUUGGGUCUACUACAUUGGCUUUAAUAUGCCGUGGGCAAUCGUCCCUGUGGUAUUGCUGUGGGACAGCUGGCAACAGACUGUGAAGGCCUUUUCUGCUUUGGAAGAAAAGGCGGCGAGAGCGAAGCAGGAAUAA